Molecule: messenger RNA, 3010 nt
Organism: Scylla paramamosain (green mud crab)
Lineage: Eukaryota; Metazoa; Arthropoda; Malacostraca; Decapoda; Portunidae
Product: acidic fibroblast growth factor intracellular-binding protein-like
Exons: 7
Coding region: 521-1540 (339 amino acids)
Cellular component (GO): nucleus
Source: RefSeq, a predicted model, not a curated record
AGAAUUUGUGUUUUUCUUUUUUUUUUGUGUGUGUGUGUAACCACGCCUACACAGUGGCUGCCAAGGCUUACCCAUGAGUUAAACCUUCUUUAGUUGGUAAUGAGGAAGGCACGGGCUCUAGCAGUGGACACCCGAAGGCAGCAGUGGAUGAAAACAAGCAAAAUAAAGAAAAGUUUGGCUGUGAGAAGGUGCUAGACAGCCAGCCAUAGUGACAAGGAGGCACCACCACCAUCACCACCACAGGGAAGUUCUGCAUCGCUUGGGCUUGUCACCACACCCGCACUGCCCCUGGUGCCCCACGGUGGAGGAAACUAUUGAACACUCGCCCCUAUUCAGCCCUCGCUUCUAUUCCCACUGCGUUGUGCUCCGCGACCAACCAAGCCCUCGGGACCAACAUCCUUGACCUGCCCAACCUACUGGCGGCAGUGGGCAGCCCUCUACGCCAAAAACAAGAACAAUAAGAGAGAAGAGAAAGGCAUCUCAGUUGUCGCCGAUCAGCAGGAGCAGUGAGGAGGUCAACAUGAUUCCAGAAGUGGAUAUUUUUGUUGGAAAUUACACGAUUAUUGAUCAGGAAGUGUUUGAGUUAUGGGUGCAGGGUUACUCUGUGGUGGAGUGUGUGUCGGUGUUGCAGCAGCGCGGGGAGCUGGAGGCUUGGGGGGCGGCGCAGGACCUCCUUGCUUCGGACACUGGGGACCACUAUCGCACCUUUGGCAUGCUGGAGAAGCUGCUGCUCACGCCCCCUAAGCUGGCCGAGGAGUGGACCUUUCAGCUGGAGCCUGCCGUACAGCGCAUGGUCAUCGAGAAGUAUUACGAGCUGGACGACAUCGUUAUCCGAGAAAUCAUUGGAAAGAAGUUAUCGGGCCGAACCAGGAAGGAUCUUGACGACGUGGCUGAGAAGACAGGUGUGCUUCUGAGAUCCUGCAGACGUCAAUUUGAUAACGUGAAGCGGAUUUUCAAGCACGUGGAUGAGAUGACUGGCUCAGUGAUGGCCAAUAUCCAGUCUGCCUUCCUGCUGCCACCGCCGCUGGCCAAGAAAUAUGCAUCGAUCGUCUUCAUCAUCAACAACCGCUUUGAGACAAGCAAACGCAAGCUGAACUACUUAACGUUUGAGGACUUCUCAGUGUGUGCGUCCCUCAUGAUGUCGUCCUGGACCACCGCGAGCCCCCUGGCCCCCGCGCUGGCCCCAGACACCAGGGAUGAUACUGAUUUUGACAGGGACUUCCUCAUUGAGCUCAGGGACUUCAAACUUCUGCUGGAUCGGGAAAAGGAGCAUCGGAACGUCACCCUAAGCCACCUCAGAGGGAAGAUACCAGACCGCAUGUGCUCAGAGGUGGAAAGCAACUUCAAGAUUUACUCAAGGGGCAUUAUAAACAUCGGCUGCUCCCUCAACAACUCUCGGGACCUGAGGGAUUUCUUUGUGGAUGCUGUGGAGAGGGUGGUGGAGCCCUGCAGACAGGCUAGGUGGAGGUCCCCUGAGCUGGAGAUCUUCCUGAAGGUGUACGCUGAAGCUGGGUCUGCCCUGGAUAUUAUGGCCAGGUAGGUCUUUGUGUUUGGGGGUGUUUGGAGGAUCGAUCAGCGACAAAUUCCGCCUCCAUGCAUUUGUCAACACUGGAAACAUUGGAGACUUUGUGUUGAGUGAGUGUUGCCUUUGUUGUUGUUGUUGUUGUUGUUGUUGUUGUUGUUGUUGUAAGAGGGGCAAUAGUCAAGGGUAAUGAAAAGGGUGAAAAAAAUGCCCACUGAAUUGCUAGUCCCAAAAGAAAGGUUAGAAUUGUAGUAGUAGUAGUAGUAGUAGUAGUAGCAUCAAUAUCUAUAGCAGUAGUAACAAUAACAGAUUUAAUACUUUCUUUUCCUUCCCAUCUCCACCACCACCACCACCACUACCACUAACAACAACCCAAUUUCCUCUCACAGCUGACGAUUCCAAGCAGAACCUCCGGACACUUCUUCAGGAGGUUCGUUUGUCAUACGGCGCUGGGCUGGCAAUGAGUCUGGGAGGAUUUGCACGUGUGGAGCUCAACUACUGCGUGCCUCUCUUGGUGCAGCGCGGCGACCGACCCAGCCAGGGACUACAGUUUGGUGUGGCAGCCAGUUUCCUAUGAGAUCCUUCCUUCACCCUAGAGGUCCUGGGUUUCUUUACUUGGUCCUCAUUAUCCUUGUCUUUCUCUUGUUUACCUCCUGUCUUCCUUCUUUUGCUUGCCCUGUCUUCUUUCUUUCAAUUCCUAGUCUCUGCCAGCUUCCUCUGAGGUCAUUUCCUUCAUUCUAGAGUCCCUGGAGUCCUUCAUUUGGUCCUAGUCCUUUUCUUUUCUCUGUCUAGCUCCUGUCUUUCUCCUUUGCCCUUGUCUGCCAGCUUCCUCUGAGGUCCUUUCCUUCAAUAGAGAGAUCCUUGGUUCCUUCAUUUGGUCCUUCUAGUCUAGUCCUUGUCUUGCCCUUGUCUACCUUUCAUCUUUCUCCCUUGCCUUUCUUCAUUCAUUCCUUUCAUUCCAUCUAAUCUUGUCUUCCUUCCUUCAUUCCUUUAACUCCCUGCCUUUCUCUCCCUCAUUUUCCACACAGUCAUUUUUCUCUUUCUGUAUCUUUUCUUCUUUACUUCUUCAGUCUAGUCCUUCAUUAUCUCCUCUUUAAGUCUUCCUUUCUCCAGCUUGUCUAUUGUCUACGUAGGAAGGGUAAAAAGAGUGGAUAUAUUGAGUGGAUGGAGUGAGGAAUUGGUGAGGAUGGAAAGGUCAUAUCUUGGGUGGAUCUUAGUAAGGUGGAAGGCUGAGUGAGGGAGGAAAGGUUAGAAAAGAAUGGAGGACAGGAGGAUGAGGAAGGAAAGGUUAGGAAGGGAGAAGGAAAGAAGAUUGGGAAGGGUGGAAGACUAAGUGAGCGAGGAAAGGUUAGGAAGGAAUGAAGGACAAUGUGAGGAUGGGUGUUAGUAAUGGUGUUGUGGGUGAGGAGGAAAAGGUUAGGCUGGCAGCUGCUUCCAUUUACUUAUGCAAGACUUGUACAGUGUAAAAAUACAGUCAUAUAUAUUAAU